AUGAACUCUAUAAUCACUGCACCCUCAAGAGAUACAAUAUUCAUUAUUCUUAGGAAACAGAAGCUCAUCUUCCUGCACUGGUACCACCACAUUACGGUGCUGCUUUAUUCUUGGUACUCUUACAAGGACAUGGUGGCUGGCGGUGGCUGGUUUAUGACCAUGAACUAUGGAGUGCACGCUGUUAUGUACUCUUACUACGCCUUGCGGGCUGCUGGCUUCCGAGUCUCACGCAAGUUUGCCAUGUUCAUCACCUUAUCACAGAUCACUCAGAUGUUGAUUGGUUGUGUAGUUAAUUACCUGGUCUUCUCCUGGAUGCAACAGGGGCAGUGCCACUCCCAUGUUCAGAACAUCAUCUGGUCUUCUCUCAUGUACCUCAGCUAUUUCGUGUUAUUCUGCCAUUUCUUCUUUGAGGCCUACAUCGGCAAAACCAGAAAAGCAAGGAAGGCUGAUUAGUGGUAUAAAACAAGACAGAAGCCAUAGCUCAGGGUCAUCAAGAAAAACAAAAGAAAAACAAACAAAACAAAAUGGCACAAGGAAACAUGAAUGGUGCAGCUAAACCUCGGCAGCUUAGGGACAGCUAGGUUGGUUUAAACCAGUAAGUUUAUGAUCCUAUCACGGUGAGGACUCACUGAAUUCUACUCCAUCUCUGAUGACUGCUGAGGAAAGACAUCUUCCUUCUUGUACCUGUCAGCUCUGAAAAAGGAAGGAAAAUAACAUUUUGCAGGGGAGAAAUAAGCCUUGUGCUUCCCCAAAGAUGGAAGAAAGACCUUUAUAAAAAAAUUAUUUCUAUAUCCUUUCUAAUCUUUUUUUCUGCAUUCAAUUUGAACAAAACAAAGCAGAGAGCAGACAAACUAUUUGUGUCUAUGAUACCAGUACAGUUACAAAAUUAAAAACUUUAUCCUAAAGGGUUGACCUGUUUAGCCCAAAUGUGAAAAACGAAUGGUUAUCUUGAAUGUUUGUUAUGGAAAGUCAUUGAACUAGUGAAUGGAGUUGAUAAAAGAUUGAUUUCUCCACUCUGUGAUAUGCUGUGCAUGCAGAUUUGGGAUGCAACAUCUAUGCUUUCAGCAGGCAGAGAGGAGCAGUAAUUUUUCAAGAUUUAAAUUUGAUGAGAUACAUAUCAUAUCUCAGAGAGUGCUUUUUCCAAGUGCAUUUUCCAAUCAAAGUCAAGGAAUUUCUGCAGCAGAAUAAGGCAGAGGGUUAAAUCAAUCUCUGUUACAUUGCCUGGAGCUAACAACAGAGUAAUGGGUGUGGAGGAUGAGAACCCCCUAAUAUUUUUUAACAAUUAUCUGUGAGUCUCAAAUUAAUCAGCAGUAUUACAGCAGCUGAAGUAAAUGAAAGUGGGGAAGAAUCAAAAGAAAAUUUAGACAGCUAGAGACAGACACUCUAUCUACAGAAUAGGGCCCUGUGGUACAGCACAUAUUUUAUAUUUUUGUGAACUUAAGAAAAAGAUAUCUGCAACCGUAAUAGCAUUCGGCAGGACUGUAUGUGACAUUGGCUAACACUGUGUUUCUGCAUUUGCUUCAUGAGCAGUGCAAAGAAGUUUAAAGUGCCCUCCUCUGGUCAUGUGGAGAUACUACAACAAAACUUACUUGGAAUAGUUUUUCUUGAGACUUCUAUAGAAAUAUUAUUCUAAUGAAAUCAUUUUGCUGCAACAGCUUAACUAUAAUGUCCAGGGAGAAUUAUCCUUAAUUGAGAACAAUCUGCUUUGUAGCAUCCUACUGACCACUUAAGAAGACAUCCUGUUCUCAAGUCAGCUACAGAUAGGAGAAAAGAUAUUUCACUCUGCACCUGAAAGGCAGUUAGUUGAUAAGAGCCAUAUUCUUUCAAAGAAAAGUAGAUUGCGUUAUCUGUAAUUUUUCAGUCCUUACAAAGCCAAAUAAAAUAUGUACAAGUUCCUAGUAUUUAAAAAAAGCAAGUAUGUAAACUUGAUGUUAAAUGUGUUAAUGUAGUAUUCUAAAUUGUAAUCAGUUUGGUAGUUGAACUAAACAAUUAGAAGAACUAGAUGAACAGAAUAUGUUCUGCAUAGAAUAUACACAACUAGACCCAUACACACAUUAUGUGACUUGUCAACAAGAAGAAAGUCCAGUGGAAGAGAAUCACAUUUUCUGGCUAAUGCAAAAGAUUGUCAUUAUCUUUUUUGCUUUAAUUUGAGAUUG
Pelodiscus sinensis (Chinese soft-shelled turtle) is the source of this 2156-nucleotide messenger RNA. Lineage: Eukaryota; Metazoa; Chordata; Testudines; Trionychidae. The record is from RefSeq and is a predicted model, not a curated record.